This is a messenger RNA of Peromyscus leucopus (white-footed mouse), 4614 nucleotides long. RefSeq names its product NEDD4-binding protein 2-like. The record is from RefSeq and is a predicted model, not a curated record. NCBI's taxonomy places the organism in Eukaryota, Metazoa, Chordata, Mammalia, Rodentia, Cricetidae.
AUGUCGACUGUAGCCUUCCUAAGCACAUUGAUAUUGUCAGUGCCAGCCAGACAGACUUUGCAAGAAGAUAACCCAAGUGGAGUCAUUCUUAGUACUGAUGAUUAUUUUUAUAUAAAUGGACAGUACCAGUUUGAUGUAAAGUACUUAGGAGAAGCCCAUGAGUGGAACCAGAAUCGAGCAAAAGAAGCAUUUGAGAAGAAGGUAUCUCCAGUAAUCAUAGAUAAUACAAACCUCCAAGCAUGGGAAAUGAAGCCAUAUGUUGCUUUGUCUCAGAAGCAUAAAUAUAAGGUCCUUUUCCGGGAACCAGACACAUGGUGGAAGUUCAAACCAAAGGAACUUGCAAGGCGUAAUAUCCACGGAGUAAGCAAAGAGAAAAUCGCGAGAAUGCUGGAGCACUACCAGCGUUUUGUUUCGGUGCCCAUAAUCCUGAGUUCUUCAGACCCAGAGAAAACGGAGCGGAUUGAGCUGUGUGCGUACUCUAGUGAGGACAGAAGCGCUGGCCCAAGAGACAAUGAAGCUCUUACCUCUGAAAAGGAAGAAAAUGUCUUAUCCGCACCUGUGAAGCGCUUAGAGUCAAUGGAGGAGAAGACACUUGAAGCGGCCAAAGAAGCGAUAUUCCCUGAGAGUGCUGCCCCCGUCCCUCAGGCCAGUUUCAGCCGAGGAAGAAAGGAGACCAGUGUUGUGGGUCAUGGUGGACACAGCCCCUUCUUCCAGGAAGCCCCAAACACCUGUCUUCCUCACCCGGAAAGCCAAGUUCCGGCCACAGACAAGAGUGAGACAGAGCAAGAGACACCGAAAGCGCGCGUUGAGGCAGAUGCUUGGAGCCCUGCGGAGGGGGCACCCCCAAGUGGUUACUGUGCUGAGGACAGUCAAGAAGCGGGUGAGCUCGCAAGUGCUGGGGCCCUUCAGAGUGAGAACCCCCCACCUCCUGAAAUCCUGGAAGAAAGAACAGCAGGAAAGAAAAAGACCAUUGGAAAACAAAAAAGCAAAUCAUCUUUGGAAAAGUUCCCAAAACAUGAGCCAUCAAAUUUUGUUGGUGACUGGCCAGUUGAUAAGACAAUUAGCCAGAGGACCAAAAGGAACCGGAAAACCGAGAAAGGUUUAUCUGUACAAGGUGACAAAAAAUGUAAUCGCCCUCCAUCGCACAAAGUAUCAGAUGCUAGGGUAUCUAUGAAUACGGAUCACGUCCAGCAGCGAGGAUCUCCACAUGGCAUCGAAGAUCUUUCAGAAGUGCCCAGUAGCGGUCAGUACGAUGCUUACAAAGGUACUGAGCAAACCUCGUUCAGCAUUGUGGGUGACUGGCCCUCAUCUGCUUCUUUAGCUCAGAGAGAGCCCAGGUCGAGAAUACCAAAAGCUGGCCUAAAUGAAGCCAACUUAGAAUUUGGAACUAAUGACAACAUGUGUGAAAUACCCCUGUAUCCCACGCAUGAGGCCUACUGGGGCACAAGCCCUGAAGAACUGAAGUCUCUGGGUUCCACUCUGCGAAGUUCUGAAAUGCUGCCUAGUAAAACAGCUCCUGAAGCGCAGACUUCCCUGAGUAAAACGGUUCCUAGCCAGCCCGCUCUGCCCCUCCCCUUUUCCGCUAGUGCGGUAGCUCCUCCGCCUGGAGUCGUGGCUCCGCCUGGACUCGUGGGGCCUCGGUCUCUAGCAGUCGGAGUGUCUAGAGUUGUCUCUGGGAUAGAUACAAGCGUAUGUGCCCAGACUGAGCACCAAGAUUUUGCUCUCUUGUGGAAACUAGAAAAGAAUAAAAUCAGUGUUUCAGAUUCUGUCAGAGUGCUAACAGGAAAAUUAGAUGGGUUUAAGCCAAAAGAUUUCACUAUUAAUACAAAAUUAAAUGUUCAAGAAGCAAUUCCAUACAGAGUCAUGCAUGAUAAAAGUACGUAUGUUGAAGAAAGUGAGCUUACCAAUGCUGAUGAGUCUGAAAAUCUUAACAUCCUUUGUAAACUAUUUGGAUCAUUUUCCUUAGAAGCCCUGAAAGAUUUAUAUGAGAGAUGUAAUAAAGAUAUUAUUUGGGCCACAAGCCUUUUGUUGGAUUCUGAGACUAAAUUAUGUGAGGAUACUGAGGUUGAGAAUCCCCCCAAAUCGUAUGAUGAGUCACAAGUUGGGCCAUUUUCUAUGGGGUUGGAUUUGAAGGAAAUUAUUAGCCACAGAGGAACCUCAGAAGAUUUGAAUUUUGUGUCAGAAUUUAACCCUGGGAUUGGUAUCAGGAACACUAAUGCACAGUCUACUGGUGAGGCAGAAAAAGGAAACUCAAAGCAGGAAGAGAUAAGAGCUACAAAUCCUGAAAACCCUGAAUCACUAAGCAGACUAUUUCCUAAUGCUGCUAUCAAUGUAAAGAGUAAUAAUGAAAUCGUUUCUAACUGUGGAACUAAUUUGUCAGGUGCCUAUUGCUUUAAGGGGUCUCUUCCACUUACCCCAAAAUCUAACAUCCUCAAAGAUGUUAGUGAAGUGGAGAAGAAUCCAGUAGCCACAGAGACUGGAGGCAACGUUCUUUCUUUUUUAAACUUGUCUGAUAUCAUAAACUCUGCAACGAGCACUUCAGAUCCUGAAUUAAACGAAGAAGUUUAUCUUACCGGCUCUUUGGAAGCAAGGAAAAAUGAGACUCUUCCUAAGGAUUAUGUGAAAUUUGGAAAUAUGGAAGAAUUUAUCAGUGAAGAUAAACAGGAAAUGGAGAAGAUUCUAAUGCCAGGAACUAGUUUGUCAGCUGGCGUUAGUGAAGAGGAUAAAACCGAGGUAUUGAAUCCCACACCAGUAAUGGCCAAAUCUCUGACCAUAGACUGUCUGGAGCUGGCACUACCCCCUGAGCUGGCUUUCCAACUUAGCGAAUUAUUUGGCCCAGUUGGUAUUGAUUCAGGGUCUCUAACAGUUGAAGAUUGUGUGGUUCAUAUAGAUCUGAAUCUGGCUAAAGUGAUUCAUGAGAAAUGGAGAGACUCUGUAAUGGAGCGACAGAGACAGGCUGAGGUGUCUUGCGGCAAGUGCGGUCAAGAUCCUUCGAUGGCUGGGACUGCUGUUCUUGAUAAUUCUGAACAAAAAUCAUCUCAGAAAACAGGCAAAAAAUUAUUGAAGACUUUAGCAGCACCCGAGACACUGGAUCCAUGGAACACUCAAACAAAAAAAGUUUCACUGCGAGAAAUAAUGUCAGAAGAAAUCGCCUUACAAGAGAAACAUGAUUUGAAAAGGGAGACACUUAUAUUUGAAAAAGACUGUGCCACCAAACUAAAGGAGAAGCAGCUUUUUAAAAUAUUUCCAGCCAUUAACCAAAAUUUCCUGGUGGACAUCUUCAAAGACCACAACUAUUCACUGGAACACACAGUACAGUUUCUAAACUGUGUUCUUGAAGGAGACCCCGUGAAAACAGUGGUAGCUCAGGAAUGUGUUCACCAAAAUGAGAACAUCACUUCUCAUCCUGCACAGAAAUCGAAAGAGAAGAAGGCAAAGAAAUCGAGAGAGAGUGAUGAUCCCACAGGUGACGCGUCUUUCCAGGAUUUUGAGUACCCUGAGUACGAUGACUACAGGGCAGAGGCGUUCCUGCACCAGCAGAAGAGGGUGGAGUGCUACAGCAAGGCCAAGGAGGCCUACCGCAUGGGCAAGAAGAACGUGGCCACCUUCUACGCUCAGCAGGGCAGUCUCCACGAGCAGAAGAUGAAAGAGGCCAAUCACCUGGCUGCCGUGGAGAUCUUCGAGAAAGUCAACGCCUCUCUGCUGCCGCAGAACGUCCUCGACCUCCAUGGGCUGCAUGUGGAUGAAGCUAUAGAGCAUUUGACGACUGUUUUACAGCAGAAAACGGAAGACUUUAAGCAGAGCGGCGGUAAGCCCUAUCUUUCCGUGAUUACGGGGAGAGGAAACCACAGCCAGGGAGGAGUUGCUCGCAUCAAGCCAGCUGUCAUUAAAUACCUCACCAGCCACAGCUUCAGGUUCUCUGAAAUUAAGCCAGGGUGCUUGAAGGUCAUGCUAAAGUGAAAUUUAGAAGCCCUUGACUUAGAGGCAUGAAGCUUACAAAAUCACCGUCAUCAAGAAUGAGGCGGCAUUGCCCUGCACUGAAAGGAUACUGACAGACAGAGUGAGCCCCCAGAGAGCAGACAAGCUAACGGGAAUGAAACUCAAAACCACGUUCUUACAUCUUAGGAAUCAUGCUUUUCAAAUACGAGCCUUACCAUUGGAUUUUAUUGCCAUAAAAACAAAACAUCUAUGUUUCUUACCUACAAAUGGUGUUCUGUUUGCUUUAGAAGGACAUAUGUAAUGACAAGAAGGGACUAGAGAAGCAAGGCUAGAACAUCUGUGUCCUAACGCCUCAUGACCUCAGUUCAUCCAUUGUGCCCUCACAGUUGACUGCCGCGGUCAGUGAUGAACCUGUUGUUAUUGUUAUUGUUGUUUACCCUGAGACGUCUCAGUCACGUGCCACAUUGCAGCUAGCAGUUGAAGAAUAGACUAUAAGCUGCUCGGACAGUAUAUCAGAAGCAAAUGUUUUUAUUUGUACUAUAAAAACGUGAUUUUUGCUGUCAACUCUGUACUUUUUUAUUGAAAAUGUUUAUAACUUUGCUUUUAAAAUUUCUUAUGAAACCAUUUGCAAAUUACACACUUAAUUUAAUAAAAUGCUUUAGUCACAAAAAAAAA